Molecule: messenger RNA, 1221 nt
Organism: Plasmodium reichenowi
Lineage: Eukaryota; Apicomplexa; Aconoidasida; Haemosporida; Plasmodiidae
Exons: 2
Coding region: 1-1221 (406 amino acids)
Source: RefSeq, a predicted model, not a curated record
AUGGAAAACGAGUAUGCAACAGGAGCUGUUAGACCAUUCCAAGCUGCUGAAAGUAAUGAAAGAUAUCAAGAUCCUCAAAAUUACGAACUGUCCAAAAAGGUAGUAAUAUUUACCCCAAUAUAUUAUUUCGAUGGGAAUUCAUGGACAGCUUUAGAAAGAUUAUUAAGUCUUAAAAAGACCAUAUUUCAUGAUAAUAGACUUGUCACAUUGUGCCCUGUGGAAAAUAAUAUAACCCCGAUCGAACUGGAGGCUUCUAUUAGUGGCAAAUAUGAUAUUAAGGUUUAUAGACAUUGCGAAUAUAUUUUAUGUAUUGAGGGGGAACAGAAAAUAUUAAUAAAAAUACCUGUUACGAAAAAUAUUAUAACAUGGAAUUCUGAUCAGCGCCUUCCAUUACUACCAAAAACAUGGAAACCUACCAUUUUUCUUUUAAAUGAGAGCAAUAUAUUUCUUAGGUUUAUUCCGGAUAAAUGUUUAGUUAUUAGCCAAGUGAGUUAUAGUGAUUCAUAUAAGGUAAAUUGUAUUAACUUCUCUGAAGGAUUUUGUUGCUGUCAUCCAAUAAAUAAUUUAGCACUAUUAUAUGGAGAGUAUCAACAAAAUCAAGAAUCAAAAAUUAUGAAAUUACCGAAACUUCCCAUAAGUAAUGGGAAAUAUAAUUACUUUAUACAUUUUUUUACAUGGGGCACUAUGUUUGUUCCCAAAUAUUUUGAAUUAUCAAGAGGCCCCUUAUGUAAUUUCAAGAAAAAUAUCAUUGCUUUAUUAAUAAUACCACCCAAAAUACACAUUUCUAUUGAAUUACAUAGUUCCUCUCCUGUAGUAUGUUCAAUGGAAUAUAAAAAAGAUUUUCUUAUUACGGCAAGAAAGCCAAAUAUUACAGAUAUAGAGAUAUAUACAAUCAUACAAGAUCAAUUAAUAAAGUAUGAUUUUUCAUAUGAUCUUCGUUUAAAUAAAGAAAACGCUUCAAUAUCACAUUUAAACAUUCCAAUAGGUUUUAAAAUAAGUAAUGAAGAAAAAGAGAAAAAAAAAAAAAAUUCUUCUCAUAUAUGCAAAUGGACAUUUAUUGAAACAAGAGAUCAAAGAACAUUAAAUAGAUCAGGAAACUCAUCAUCCGAACAUAUCAUGUCUCAAGAUUUGGCUUGCAUAUUUGAUGCAGAAAAAGGUAUUUAUUAUUCUACAGAUUAUGGUAUACGUUAUUGUAAGGCAUUUAAACAGUUGAAAGUAUAA